AUGAGUAUCGACGCAGGAGAAACAGCAGAAAAACGGCCUGAUGGCCCCGAAGCCUGGAUCCUAGGCAGCGGCACCGCAGCGCUCUCAACGGCCCUAUAUCUCAUCCGCAUCGUCAACAUCGCCCCCCGGAACGUGCACAUCCUGGACUCUCACGGCUCCCUUGGCCAGGCCCUGCAUGACAGAGGCGACCACGUCACCGGGUACGACCAGUUCGCGGGCUGUCUCCCUGUUCCGGUCGGGGAGCCGCUGAAGGAUGUUCUCGCCCUUGUGCCUUCUGUGAGGGAGUCGGGGCACUCCGUCUUCGAUGAGAUCGAGGCUGCGCGGUACAGACGCACCUCGUCUUCUUCGUGUCGGAGGGAUGGGUAUACACGAUUUCUCCUGCAAAGGGACGACGCGCUGAACCUGGUUCCGACGAAAACGUUGAAUCUGAGUCUCCGGCUGCGAAUCGCGCUGGUGCGACUCCUGCUAAAGAGCGAAGAGGGGCUGCAACGGAAACAGGUGCAGGAUUUCAUGCCGGCGAAGUUCUUCAGCAGUACCUUCUGGGCGAUCUGGUCGGUGCAGUUCGGGUUCCAGCCGUGGCACGGCGCGUGUGAGUUCCGGCGCACGAUCAAGCAGUAUGUGCGAGACUUCCACGGGCUGCCGAUUCUGAGUUGUCUGGAUAUCACGGGGCGGUUCCAGUUCGAGGCGACGUUUUUGCCUAUUUAUCAUUUCCUGCGGAGUCUGGAUGUCGAUUUUCGGUUUGAUGCUAGCGUUAAGGAUAUUCUCACAGAUACAGAACUGGGUUAUGAUGGUGGUGGUGGUAGUAGUAAGGUUGUGAGGCUGGAUCUGGUCGAGAAUGGGUUCGAGGUGCGACAGCCCAUUGGCGAGGACGAUAUCGUGAUUGUAACGAUUGGGUCGACGGUGUCUGGUUCAACGACAGGGACAGACGAACGUCCUCCCUUCGGGACAUCGAUGGAGGCGAGCGAAGCCCUAGAUGAGAACUGGUCGCUGUGGUUAGCCCUGGAGGCGAAGAACCCAGGCUUCGGCGACCCGUAUAACUUCUGCACGCGGCAGACCGAGACUAUGCUGGAGUCGUUCACCGUCACGACGGAGGAUCUAGAGAUCUACGAGCAUAUCUGUGCACUGUCAGAUUGUCCGCCGCACGCCGGGACGUUCAUUGCCCUGCAGGAGAGCCCGUGGCGGAUGAACCUGUGUCUGGCGACGCAGCCGGUCUUCUCGGAGCAGCCCAGCAAUGUGCGCGUCUUUUGGGGCUUUGCGAACUACCCGGAGAGCGAGGGGCGGUAUGUCAAGAAGUCGAUGGUGACCUGCUCUGGGUCCGAGAUUAUGGUUGAGCUGCUGGGCCAUCUGCAUAUCGACGAGAGCCGCCUGGUCGGCAGGACUCGGACGGUGCCGCGUGUGAUGCCGCGCAUGAGUGCGAUCCUGCUGCCUCGUGCGGUGGGCGAUCGACCAGAGGUGAUUCCUAGCAGUAUCGCGAACAUCGGGCUUGUCGGGCAGUUCUGUCAGUUGCCGCAGUAUAGCUGUGUCGACGUGAGUUACAGCGUGCGCACGGCGCAGAGGGCAGUCGAGAAGCUGACGGGGGUGAAGAUGCAGGGGCACGAGAAGGAGAGGCUGCAUGUGUGUACGAUGCUGAAACUGCUGUUCUGGAGGUAA
Aspergillus puulaauensis is the source of this 1650-nucleotide messenger RNA. Its product is annotated as oleate hydratase. Gene Ontology annotation, molecular function: oleate hydratase activity; FAD binding. NCBI's taxonomy places the organism in Eukaryota, Fungi, Ascomycota, Eurotiomycetes, Eurotiales, Aspergillaceae. The record is from RefSeq and is a predicted model, not a curated record. Gene Ontology annotation, biological process: fatty acid metabolic process. The coding region runs from base 1 to 1650 and encodes 549 amino acids. The transcript has a single exon.